Papaver somniferum (opium poppy) is the source of this 1948-nucleotide messenger RNA. Its product is annotated as methyltetrahydroprotoberberine 14-monooxygenase-like. Gene Ontology annotation, biological process: defense response to other organism. The record is from RefSeq and is a predicted model, not a curated record. Gene Ontology annotation, molecular function: monooxygenase activity; iron ion binding; oxidoreductase activity, acting on paired donors, with incorporation or reduction of molecular oxygen. NCBI's taxonomy places the organism in Eukaryota, Viridiplantae, Streptophyta, Magnoliopsida, Ranunculales, Papaveraceae. Bases 121 to 1785 code for a protein of 554 amino acids. The transcript is spliced from 3 exons.
UCACUCCCUACACAACGACUUGCACUGCAAGUGAAAAAGAAAAAAAACAAACAACCUCAAUCUAGCUAGAGUCGUGAAAAAGUUUUGUGCGACUGUUAUUUAGUUAAUUAUAAAAUUUCAAUGAAGUCGUUAAUGAUGAACAAGUUAUUAUUUCUCCAACGGAUUACUGAUUCUCCUUCGACCACCAUUAUCAGUACUUUUAUUGUUACAAUAAUAUCCAUUGUUUUUCUCUACACUGUCUUGUUGAUAAGGACGACUAAGAAUAAGCAGAAGAUAGCAGCACCAAAAGCAUCGGGGGCGUGGCCGUUCAUAGGUCAUCUCAAACUAUUCAUGAAACAAGAUACUCAGUUUUACAGAACUCUAGGAACCAUGUCUGAUAAAUACGGGUCGGUGUUCACACUUCGAUUAGGAAACCAAGCAAUCCUAGUUGUGAGCAACUGGGAGAUGGUAAAAGAAUGUUUCACAACAAACGACAAGUCAUUCUCGAAUCGUCCAAGUACGUUAAGCACUAAAUACAUGCUGAAUGACACUAAUUCUGUCGUGUUUUCACCUUACGGAACGUAUUGGAGAGAAAUGCGGAAGAUAUUGGUGCAAAAACUACUGAUCUCUAACCAAAGAUCAGAGGCAUUGAAAAAUCUGAAAACGAAAGAAAUCGACAACUCGUUUGUAAAGCUUAAUGAUUUAUGCAACAACGAUGUCAGUGGAGGAGGCACAAAAGUUAGGAUGGACGAAUGGUUGGCUGACAUGAUGUUCAACAUUAUUGCUAGGAUUACAUUUGGUUACCAAAGCGGAGGAGGCGAUGCACCUGGCGCUUCUACAACAUCCAAGAAUGUCGAGAGAUACAAGAAAACGUUGGACGAGAUGUUUGUUGUUUUAGCGACGAGGUUUGCAGUUUCAGAUAUAUUUCCAUCUCUGGAGUUUAUAGACCGAUUGAGAGGUCUUGUAAAGGAUAUGAAAAUCUUGGGAGACGAAUUAAACUCCAUUGCUGGAUGUUUUAUUGAAGAACAUCGUCAAAAGAGACGAGAAUCAUUAUCCUCAUUGUUAUCUUUGUCAAAUGAAUCCGUUGGUGAUGAACAAGAUUUCAUUGAUGUUCUCUUGUCAAUAAUGGAUCAGUCACGGCUUCCCGGAGAUGACCCAGAUUUUAUUAUCAAAAUUAUGAUCCUGGAAGCUUUUGCAGGUGGGACGGACAGUUUAAGUGCAACCUUAACUUGGGUCCUCUCUCUACUGCUGAACCACCCAAACGUGUUAAAGAGGGCAAGGGAGGAAAUAGAUAGGCAUGUGGAAAACGGUAAGCAAGUGGAAGUGUCUGAUAUUCCGAAGCUCGGAUACAUUGAUGCAAUAAUCAAAGAGACGAUGAGAUUGUAUCCAGUCGGAGCAUUAAGCGAACGAUACACGACUGAAGAAUGCGAGGUUGGUCGGUUUAACGUACCCGCUGGCACACGCUUACUGGUGAAUAUAUGGAAGAUCCACAGAGACCCAAGUGUGUGGGAGAAUCCAUCAGAUUUUCAACCAGAGAGGUUUUUGUGCAGCGAUAAGGUGGGUGUGGAUUUAUAUGGCCAGAAUUAUGAGCUGAUACCAUUUGGGGCCGGUAGGAGGGUAUGUCCGGCUAUAGUUUCAUCACUGCAGACGAUGCAUUAUGCGUUGGCGCGUCUUAUUCAAGGAUAUGAAAUGAAAUCAGCCAGCCUCGAUGGGAAGGUGAAUAUGGAAGAAAUGAUAGCCAUGUCGUGCCACAAGAUGAGCCCUCUUGAAGUUAUUAUCAGUCCUCGGGAGCCGAGGCGGAGUUAAAUCUUAUGUUCCAAUUUUACAUUAGCAUCUUUGAUUAUGAAAUGUAUUGCUCUUAAGUUUCUUUUUUGUUUUUUAUAUUUUUAAGCUUGUAUGUGAUCAUCAGCGAAAAUGAUGAUGACAGAAUCGUCAAAAGAAUCAAUCGAACAAGCUAUGUUGUAUUAGG